This is a messenger RNA of Hibiscus syriacus, 309 nucleotides long. RefSeq names its product wheatwin-2-like. Gene Ontology annotation, molecular function: RNA nuclease activity. Lineage: Eukaryota; Viridiplantae; Streptophyta; Magnoliopsida; Malvales; Malvaceae. Gene Ontology annotation, biological process: defense response to bacterium; defense response to fungus. The transcript has 3 exons. The coding region runs from base 1 to 309 and encodes 102 amino acids. The record is from RefSeq and is a predicted model, not a curated record.
AUGGAGAGAUCAGUAAUUAGGGUUAUACUAAUUAGCUGCAUUGUGAUGUUGGGGUGGGCAAUAGGUUCUUCCAUGGCUGCUGAAGAUGCGACAGCUUAUUGGACGGACUACAAGGUUAUAGAGAAUGACUGGAGUCUGAAAAAGCAAUAUUAUUGGACCGCCUUCUGUGGACCGGAGAUUUCUAAGCCACAAUCAAGAUGUGGACUCUGCUUAAAAGUGACCAACACUGCCAAUGGAAAAAGCGUGACGGUGAGAGUGCUGGAUACAUGCCAAGCCAAGUUUGGAUUUGGACUAUCCAGCGUUUUCUGA